Messenger RNA from Penicillium chermesinum, 1497 nucleotides. RefSeq names its product cytochrome c oxidase assembly protein cox15 (gene cox15). Lineage: Eukaryota; Fungi; Ascomycota; Eurotiomycetes; Eurotiales; Aspergillaceae. Gene Ontology annotation, cellular component: mitochondrial inner membrane. The record is from RefSeq and is a predicted model, not a curated record. Gene Ontology annotation, biological process: heme A biosynthetic process. The coding region runs from base 1 to 1497 and encodes 498 amino acids. The transcript is spliced from 2 exons. Gene Ontology annotation, molecular function: oxidoreductase activity, acting on NAD(P)H, heme protein as acceptor.
AUGGCGUCCUUGGGGUCUAGUAUUCCGCUCUGGCGGUCUUUGGCACCUCGCCUGUCUAAGGACCUCUUCGCCUGUCGACAAUGCCUUCGAACAAAGGCCUAUGCUGUCAACUCCAUCCGCCGGUAUGGCGCAAUGCCACCCCCCCAAACAAAUAAGAUCCGAUCGUCUCUGUUCACCGACAAGAACCGCCAAUUCUUUACUUCAAGCCUUCGGAAAUCGGCUGCUGCCCCCGCAGCUGCAAGUGCAAUCGGAGAGGGCGCCGUCAAAGCCAAAUCGAGCUUUCCAAACGUUAGCGAUAAAGCUGUCGCAUGGUGGCUCCUGGGUAGCGCUGCCAGUGUUUUUGGAAUUGUGGUAUUCGGUGGAUUGACACGCCUUACGGAAUCAGGACUGAGUAUCACCGAAUGGCGACCUGUUACCGGCUCCCUUCCACCCAUGAAUGCGGCGGAUUGGGAAUCUGAAUUCGAGAAAUACCGCGCAUCACCCGAAUUCAAGCUUCUCAACCCUCACAUGACUCUAUCUGAAUUCAAGUCAAUCUACUACAUGGAAUGGAUCCACCGUCUCUGGGGCCGAUUCGUCGGUCUAUCCUUCGUUGUGCCUGCUGUCUACUUUGUCGCUCGCAAGAAAGUCUCUGCUCCUAUGUCCUGGCGUUUGCUGGGGAUUGCCGGCCUAAUUGGUUUCCAAGGAUUCAUUGGCUGGUGGAUGGUAAAGUCUGGGUUGAAGGAUGAUCUUUUUGCCCCCGGAAGCCACCCGCGAGUUAGCCAGUACCGAUUGACCGCUCAUCUUGGCGCUGCGUUUGUCUGCUACGUUGCCAUGCUGUGGAAUGGUCUUGCCAUUUUGCGCUCUCACCGAUUGCUAGCUGACCCGGCAGCUGGUUUGAAGCAGCUUGAGGCUCUGCGCGACCCUCGUUUGGCAUUCUUCCGCCGGUCCGUUGCCGGUCUUCUGCUGCUCGUCUUCGCCACUGUCAUGUCCGGCGGCCUUGUUGCUGGUCUGGAUGCUGGUUUGAUUUAUAACGAGUUCCCUUAUAUGGGUAACGGUUUGACUCCUCCGAGCAAAGAACUCUGGGACCCUCGCUACUCUCGCAAAGAGGAUCGCUCCGAUCUUUGGUGGCGUAACAUGCUAGAAAACCCCUCCCUCGUUCAACUCGAUCAUCGUAUUCUUGCCACCACCACCUUCACUGCUAUUAUGGCUCUCUGGGCUUACUCUCGUCGUUCACCUACCGUGCGGCGUCUCUUGCCUGCUGCUGCUCGUAAGGGAAUGCAUGGGGUGGUUGGCUUUGCUUCCAUGCAGGUUGCCCUGGGUAUCUGCACCCUUCUUUAUCUUGUUCCGAUCCCACUGGCCUCUGCGCACCAGGCAGGCAGUUUGUUCCUUCUGACCUGGGUCCUUGUUCUGGGCAGCCGUGUGUGGAACCCUUCUCGCACUGCCAAGCUGCUGCAAAAGGCUGCCAAGGCCCGUGGUCAGCAACUGUCUUCUUCUACCGCUGGAAUCAAGAGGCUGUAA